Molecule: messenger RNA, 704 nt
Organism: Schizosaccharomyces octosporus yFS286
Lineage: Eukaryota; Fungi; Ascomycota; Schizosaccharomycetes; Schizosaccharomycetales; Schizosaccharomycetaceae
Exons: 2
Coding region: 414-611 (65 amino acids)
Source: RefSeq, a predicted model, not a curated record
CUCAACGUUCCUCCUAGUCUGGUUUAUUUCAUCUCUUGUUUUCAAUAGGUGUACUUUAAUGAUACCAGUAUUCAGAUUCUACUUUAUUUUCUACAUACUUCCAAAGUAAGAUAUCUAAAAGUAAACCUAGAAGGGCUACUGCCAAGGAUCAAAUUGACAUGCUGGGAUAGUAUGAGUGAAUCUUAUAAUAUCAUUCUUUCGCAAGCUAGGUCUAUAAUUUCAUUUCCGUCUUUACGAAUAUUGAGAUUACGUUGGAGGAAUGAGCACUUACACUUUCGUCACAAAAGAAUAAUAGUAUGUUUAUGCAAUAAAUCGCACAAGUGAUGUACUUGCCACGAUUAAAAUAUAAAAAGGCUGGACGAACGGCCUGUUCGGUAUCUGAUUAUUGAGUCUACGAUUCCAAAUUAUCAAACAUGACCAAAUAUCAAAAGGGAAACAAAGUUGAAUACCAUCCUAUUGGUGGUGCUAGCGGAACUAGUACUUCUACUGGUACCAUCCUAAGUGUCAAGGAUGACGCUGGUGGUGAAGAAACCCGCUACGAAAUUCAGAAUGAUCACACACAAAAGACUGCUACGUACAAGGAACGUAACAUCUCUCGUGUCUUGGAUUAAUGCGUGUUCGCUUGUCACUAGCUUUUUUCUUCCUGUAUGACUAUUAAUGCAAUGAGUACGAUAAUGAUUUCUUUUUUCUUUUUUUUUUCUCCA